UAUAGUGCAGGGGGAUGUGGUCACUGUAGUCAAAGUUCGAUAGGGUCACGCAUCAAGUUAGAUGAUGUUUAGGGGGUCACGUGAUCUGAUUGUGUGUGUGGCCUAGGACAGAGCGGUAGUCGUGGCCUUUUGCAUAGUAGAGGUUGCAGUAACAGUUGAUUCUAUUAACAAUAGUCUAUCUUUUAUAAAUUACCAGAUUUGUGGGUACUGCAUUCUAGAAUAAUGACAAGAGUAAAGAGUGCAACAUUAUACUUGGAAGAUGGGUCAUGCUAUGAAGCGAAUCUCUUUGGGGCUGCUGUUAGUACUUCAGGAGAAGUGGUGUUUCAGACAGGCAUGGUUGGGUACCCCGAGUCUCUUACAGACCCAUCAUAUAAGCGGCAGAUCCUAAUUCUGACAUACCCCCUGAUAGGCAACUAUGGAAUAGCUAGCGAUGAACUGGAUAAAUUUGGCCUUAAAAGAUGGUUUGAGUCCAACACAAUCCAUGCUGCAGCACUGGUUGUGGCUGAUGUGACAGAUAACUACAGCCACUGGAGUGCAUCAAAAUCUUUAUCACAGUGGCUGGCUGAGCAUAACAUACCUGGGUUAUAUGGAGUUGAUACAAGAGCUUUGACAAAGAAAAUUCGUGAAAAAGGAAGCUUACUGGGAAAGAUUAUAGUGCAUGGUGAUGAUCCAAAUUCCAUUGCCAUGGAGGAUCCAAAUGUACUUAAUCUUGUAGAGGAAGUUUCUCUCAAGAGCCCAGUAACCUACAAUCCUUCAGGCGAGGUACAGAUUGUGGCUGUUGAUUGUGGCAUGAAAUUCCACCAGAUCAGAUGUCUCUGUGAGCGUGGGGCAGCUGUCACAGUUGUGCCCUGGAACCAUCCAUUAACUGGGCUGGAAUUUGACGGCAUCUUCCUUAGCAAUGGUCCUGGUGAUCCUACAAUGUGUCAAGCAACUAUCAAUUCUGUACAGAACCUUCUAAACAGAGAAGACUACAAACCAAUUUUUGGUAUUUGCCUGGGACACCAGCUGCUGUCUCUGGCGAUAGGUGCAAGAACAUACAAGAUGAAGUAUGGAAACCGUGGGCACAACCAGCCUUGUCUGUAUGAAGACACCAUUCGAUGCUACAUUACAACCCAGAACCAUGGCUUUGCAGUGGACACUCAGUCUUUACCUAAAGGAUGGUUACCUCUCUUUACAAAUGCCAAUGAUCUGACCAAUGAAGGAAUAAUCCAUGAAACAAAACCAUUUUUCAGUGUGCAGUUUCAUCCAGAGAACAUGGCUGGCCCUCAAGAUUUGGAAUUCUUGUUUGAUGUCUUUUUAGAUACUGUGAAAUCAAACAAGAAGGGAUGUGUCAGUCCAACGGUAAAAGAACGGCUUCGCCAGGCAGUACAUCUUAAAGAUGUGCCAUUAUAUCCCUUAAAAACACCUCAUCCUAAGAAGGUCCUUGUCUUGGGGUCAGGAGGCCUUUCUAUUGGCCAGGCUGGAGAGUUUGAUUACUCUGGUUCUCAGGCCAUCAAAGCUUUAAAAGAGGAAGGUGUGCAGACUGUUCUCAUCAACCCCAACAUUGCCACAGUGCAGACUUCGCAAGGUUUGGCAGACAAAGUCUACUUCUUGCCCAUCACCCCAGAUUAUGUCACACAGGUGAUAAAAUGUGAAAAGCCAGAUGGCAUAUUGUUGACAUUUGGUGGACAAACAGCUCUGAAUUGUGGCAUUCAGCUUACUCGCACUGGUGUUCUAGAACGUAAUGAGGUUAAGGUGCUUGGCACCCAGGUCUCAUCCAUCGAGUGGACAGAAGAUCGUAAAGUAUUUGCAGAUAAGAUGGCCGAGAUCAAUGAGGCUGUGGCUCCUAGUGAAGCUGCUUAUUCUGUGGAGCAGGCAGUACAAGCAGCAGAAACACUGGGCUAUCCUGUUUUAGUUCGAGCUGCCUUUGCACUGGGUGGUCUUGGCUCAGGAUUUGCAUCCAACCGAGAAGAACUUAUCGCUCUGGUGACCUCUGCAUUUGCCCACACUUCCCAGGUGCUUGUGGACAAGUCCCUCAAAGGCUGGAAGGAAGUGGAGUAUGAAGUCGUGCGUGAUGCCUACGAUAACUGCAUCACAGUGUGUAACAUGGAAAACGUAGAUCCACUUGGAAUUCACACUGGGGAGUCAAUUGUGGUGGCCCCCAGUCAGACACUUACAAACAUGGAAUACAAUCUUUUGCGCACCACUGCACUAAAGGUCAUCCGACAUCUGGGCAUUGUAGGAGAGUGCAACAUCCAGUAUGCCCUUAGCCCCUUUUCUCAGCAGUACUAUAUCAUAGAAGUGAAUGCACGGCUUUCCCGUAGCUCUGCACUGGCCAGCAAGGCUACUGGUUACCCACUGGCAUAUGUGGCAGCUAAGCUGGCACUGGGCAUACCACUGCCUCAACUUCGAAACUCUGUCACUGGCUCCACCACUGCCUGCUUUGAACCUAGCCUGGACUACUGUGUGGUGAAAGUGCCUCGCUGGGAUCUACGCAAGUUUUCCCGGGUCUCCAACAAGAUUGGGAGCUCCAUGAAAAGCGUUGGUGAAGUUAUGGCCAUCGGUUGCAAGUUUGAAGAAGCCUUUCAAAAGGCCUUGCGCAUGAUGGAUGAAUCAGUCAUGGGCUUCUAUCCCAAUACAGAGGAGGCAUCAGAAAAAGAACUCAGCGACCCAACGGACAAGCGCAUUUUUGUCCUGGGUGCAGCUCUGGCUGCAGGCUACUCUAUUGAUCGGCUUUAUGAGCUGACCAACAUCGACCGAUGGUUCCUCCACAAGUUUAAGAAAAUCACAGAUCACUAUCACCUGAUGGAAAACUACAGAGGAAAGAGCAAGGAGCUGCCAACAGAUAUCAUGCUACAGGCAAAGCAGAUGGGAUUCAGUGACAAGCAGAUAGCUAAAGCAGUAGCAAGGACCGAGCUGGCAGUGCGAAUGGCCCGUAACUUGCAAGGUGUGGUUCCAUGGGUGCGCCAGAUCGACACAGUAGCAGCUGAAUGGCCUGCCAGUACAAAUUAUCUGUACCUCACCUACAAUGCAGCUCAGCAUGACCUUCUCUUUCCUGGGGGUUACGUCAUUGUUGUUGGUUCUGGUGUUUAUCGCAUUGGCAGCAGUGUGGAGUUUGACUGGUGUGCUGUCAACUGUAUCAGACAAUUGAGAAAGAUGGGCUACAAGACAAUCAUGAUCAACUACAACCCAGAGACAGUUAGCACUGAUUAUGAUAUGUGUGAUCGCCUUUAUUUUGAUGAAAUUUCAUUUGAGGUGGUCAUGGAUAUAUACUCAGUGGAGAACCCUGAAGGUGUCAUCCUGUCCAUGGGAGGUCAGCUGCCCAACAACAUUGCCAUGGAUCUUCAUAGACAACAAGUAAAAAUACUGGGAACCUCAGCUGAAAGCAUUGACAAUGCUGAAAAUCGCUUCAAGUUCUCUCGCAUGUUGGACACUGUAGGCAUCAGUCAGCCACAGUGGAAAGAGCUCUCCACUACAGAGUCGGCCAUUGCAUUCUGCAAAGAAGUGGGAUUUCCUUGUCUGGUGAGACCAUCUUACGUUCUGAGUGGUGCUGCAAUGAAUGUUGCACAUUCAGUAGUUGACUUGGAAAACUACUUGACCCAGGCUUCUGCAGUGUCUAAAGAACAUCCUGUUGUCACCUCCAAGUUCAUUCUGGAGGCCAAGGAGAUUGAUGUUGAUGCUGUGGCCAGUGAUGGAAAGGUUGUGUGCAUGGCAGUGUCAGAACACGUGGAGAAUGCUGGCGUUCACUCUGGUGAUGCCACUUUGGUCACACCACCUCAGGAUUUAAAUGAAGAGACGCUGGCAAAGAUCAAGGCAAUCUGCCUUGCCAUUGGUGGUGCACUGGGAGUGACUGGACCCUUCAACAUUCAGCUUAUUGCCAAGGAUAACCAGCUGAAAGUGAUUGAAUGUAACGUGCGAGUAUCCCGCUCCUUCCCUUUUGUAUCCAAAGCCUUGGACCAUGAUUUCAUUGCUACUGCAACACGUGUCAUCAUGGGAGAGACAGUAGAACCUGUUAAUGUGUUAUAUGGCUGUGGGCGUGUCGCUGUCAAGGUUCCUGUAUUUUCAUUUUCUCGACUUCAAGGGGCCGAUGUGUUGUUAGGGGUGGAGAUGGCAAGCACAGGAGAGGUGGCCUGCUUUGGAGAAGACAGGUAUGAAGCUUACCUCAAGGCUCAGAUCAGCACUGGCUUCCAGAUUCCUCGCAAAAACAUUCUACUUUCCAUUGGCAGCUUCAAGAGCAAAAUGGAACUGAUACCCACCGUGCGAUCACUGAUUGAAAUGGGCUACAAUUUGUUUGCCAGUUUGGGGACAGCUGACUUCUACAAUGAACAUGGUUUUAAAGUGACGGCAGUUGACUGGCCAUAUGAAGACACUGGGGAAGACAGUGCCAAUGGGGAGCAGCGCACCAUUGCUGACUACCUCUCUGAACACAUGGUGGAUCUGGUCAUCAAUCUCCCACUAAGAAAUGGUGGGUCCUAUCGUGCCUCCUCCUUCGUGACUCAGGGCUACAAGACACGGCGAAUGGCCAUUGAUUAUUGUGUCCCUUUGUUCACUGAUGUCAAAUGUACAAAGAUGUUUGUGGAGGCUUUGCGUCGAGUAAAAGGGAUACCACCUUUAAAAACCCACAUUGACUGCAUCUCAUCCAAACGCAUCAUACGAUUGCCUGGCCUGAUAGACGUCCAUGUCCAUGUACGAGAACCAGGAGCUACUCACAAGGAGGACUGGGCAUCAGCCACUAAGGCGGCAUUGGCUGGAGGUGUGACCAUGAUUCUAGCCAUGCCUAACACCACUCCACCCACAGUGGAUUCCUCUGCCCUUGCUCUCACCCAGAAGCUUGCCCGGCAGAGUGCUUACUGUGACUAUGGCUUGUACAUUGGUGCCAGUAACCAAAACUUCACAACAGCGCCUAACUUGGCAUCACAAGCCGUGGCCCUCAAGAUGUACCUGAAUGAGACCUUCACCACACUGAGACUGGAUGAUAUCUGUGUCUGGAUCAAGCAUUUUGAACACUGGCCUCGCAACAUCCCAAUCUGUGCCCAUGCUGAAGGUGCUACUACUGCGGCCAUCCUGUUCAUAGCAGAUCUCUUCCAACGCCCAGUUCACAUCUGCCAUGUGGCUAGAAAAGCUGAGAUUUUGGUGGUGCGAGCAGCUAAAGAGAAGGGACUGCCAGUCACAUGUGAGGUGACCCCACAUCACCUUUUCCUUACAGCUGCUGAUGCUGAACGCCUAGGGGGUGGUCGAGGAAAGGUUUGUCCAUCCCUGGUGUCUCAAGAGGACCAGCAGGCCCUGUGGGAUAACAUGGACAUCAUCGACUGCUUUGCCACUGACCAUGCACCGCACUCUGUGGAAGAGAAGGACAGCCAGAAGCCACCACCUGGGUUUCCUGGUCUCGAGACAAUGCUGCCGCUUUUGUUAACAGCUGUGGGAGGGAGAUUGACGAUUGAGGACAUCAUUGCUAAGCUUCACACCAACCCUCGCCGGAUCUUCAACUUACCAGAACAGCCUGACACAUAUGUUGAGGUUGAUAUUGAGACCACUUGGACCAUUCCAGACGCCAUGACCUACACCAAGUCUCAUUGGACUCCGUUUGCUGGCCACCAGGUGACUGGCAUGGUGCGACGCGUGGUGCUGAGGGGAGAGACUGCCUUCAUCGAUGGGCAGGUGCUGACACAGCCAGGAUUUGGGCAGGAUGUCCGGACUUUACCAGCUCCUCCAGUGCUGCCAGCAGCUCCUGACCAGCCACUUACAAUCCAGAUUCCAUCUGGCAUGGUGUCACAGAAUGUGUCAGAACCAAACAGUCCACGCAAGAUUAUCCCUAUGCCGCUCCAAAGUAUUCAAUUGUCUGUUGUGCCGUCUCACAUUCCCCCUGUACCUCCAUCCAUCCCAGACAAGAGCGGGUCUGGCAGGGCAGCCAUGCUGCAUGAUGGCAGGGAUUUGCAUCGUUUCAUUGUGAGUGAAUCACCUGAAUCUCUUUACAGGGAAACGAGAGAUUUACGAGAUAUCCAUGUAUCUCACCCCGACUUAAAGCGUGACCUGAUGUCUCAGUUGGGUGGCCCCAUCGUUGGCCAUCCUUCAGUGUCAAUGCCACUUUCAGAACCAGCAUCACAUGUGCCACAUCACUUGCAGCAGGUCAGCUUGCCCCAAUACAUCCCUGGCAUCACCAACCAUCACAUCCUGUCAGUCAGCAUAUUCAAUAAGGACCAGUUGUCGCAUAUCUUUAACCUUGCUCACAAUUACCGAGUGGCUGUAAUGAAGGAUCGACCUCUAGAUCAUGUGCUAAAAGGGAAGGUCUUAGCAUCGAUGUUUUAUGAAGCCAGCACUCGUACCAGCUGCUCAUUCACAGCUGCUAUGGAGCGACUUGGCGGCAGGGUUAUCCCCUUCAAUGAAGCCACCUCCUCAGCCAAGAAGGGGGAGACAUUGGAAGACACAGUGGUAAUGAUGGCUGGGUACUGCGAUGUACUGGUGGUGCGUCACCCUAUUGCAGAUUCAGUUCAAAAAGCCGCAAAAGUGAGUCGCAAGCCUGUUAUCAAUGCUGGGGAUGGGACAGGGGAACAUCCAACACAGGCCCUCCUGGACAUCUUUACCAUCCGUGAAGAGAUUGGUACUGUCAACGAGCUGACGAUUACAAUGGUUGGCGACCUCAAGAAUGGGCGAACAGUUCACUCCCUUGCCCGCUUGCUUGCCCUGUAUCGCGUCAGCAUCCGCUAUGUAGCCCCUGCUGAGCUGCAAAUGCCACGAGACAUUCAGAACUAUCUGCGGUCACAGAAAAUUCCACAGGAGACAUUUGAUAAGUUGGAGGAUGCCUUACCAGACACAGAUGUGUUGUACAUGACAAGAAUCCAGAAGGAACGCUUUUCAUCUCUUGAAGAGUACAACAAAAUGUGUGGACACUAUAUCGUGACCCCAGAACUGAUGACCGUUGCCAAGCGUCGAAUGGUUGUCAUGCACCCAUUGCCUCGUGUUGAUGAGAUCAGCACCACCUUUGAUACUGAUCCACGCGCGGCCUAUUUCCGACAAGCUGAGAAUGGGAUGUAUGUGCGAAUGGCACUCCUGGCUUUGGUGCUAGGCAAGUGCUGAAGAUGAAACGGACAUCAGCCAAGAAACAGACAUCUGAACAAACCUUUUUUUUUCUCUUUUGUUGUUGUACUGUUGACAGUAAUCCCUUCUGAUACAUAUUUGUUGUCUUUAUAUAUUUUAUGUUUUGAGCGAAGUGGAAAUAUGACGGAAUGCUUUUUGAUUUGGUAUAAAGUGUACAGUAGAAUGCCUGCUACACAGUUUAUAGUUGGUCAUUUGGUUCUUCAGGGAAGACUGAAUUUUUGCCGUUUUUAGCAUAACUGUAAACGUGCAAAAAUUUGUUAUGAGCAACAAAAAGUCAAAAACAGAAGGUUGUGAGGGAUUUUGUGAGGCCUGUUUUCUUGCCUUUUGUCUGAAACUUAAGCACAGACAAAAUGUUUCUGGACUUGGGAAUCAAAUACUGAUUGCUUGAAAUAAAGCAUGAAGCUUUAUGAUAUGUUUGAAAGAUAUUCAUGGAGUAAGAUGCCUGGGUGCCGGGUAAAUGAAGAGUAUGAUAAGCGAUUGGUUGCCUGAAAAAAAUGUUGGGUGAAUAUUUUAGGUACAUGUACAAGGUAGAGAAUGAGAAACAAUGAAAGAAUAAAGGGUAAGUUAUGCCUGGGUGAAGGUAGACUGGAGGGUGACAUUGUGAAUUCCAUCCACAUAGCUUCUGACAUUGGUGUCUUUGGUUGAGCAAAUGAGAUGAUUACUUUCCUGGCCUCGUGGCUGGAGCUGUGGGUUGAAAUGGAUGACA
Pomacea canaliculata is the source of this 7780-nucleotide messenger RNA. RefSeq names its product CAD protein-like. Lineage: Eukaryota; Metazoa; Mollusca; Gastropoda; Architaenioglossa; Ampullariidae. Gene Ontology annotation, molecular function: aspartate carbamoyltransferase activity; ATP binding; amino acid binding. Gene Ontology annotation, biological process: 'de novo' pyrimidine nucleobase biosynthetic process; L-citrulline biosynthetic process; L-glutamine metabolic process. The record is from RefSeq and is a predicted model, not a curated record. Gene Ontology annotation, cellular component: cytoplasm; cytosol.